AUGGGUAACCUCCUGUGUCCGCCCAGAAGACCGGUGCGCCCGUACGACCCCCGGUUCGACUACUACCAGGGUCACGGGCAACGAAGCGCGGUCGACACGAGCCAGCCGGUCGGCGCCGACGGCCAACCGGUUCUGACGUCAAAGCAGAUCAACCACCUCCCGAUUGAAGAGUUCGCCAAGGCGGAGGAGAUGCUGGAGUGGCGGGUGAGUCAGCUCAAGGACGAGUUGAGACGCGCCAGACUCAACUCGCCGGCGGAUAGAUCGAACAGGGACGCGCCGAUGCCGCUGGAGAAGAAGGAGCUCGUCGACGCGGUGUUGCUGGCCAGGGGCGGUGAGUCCGGGCAGACGUGCAACGUUUGCUUCGACGACUUCGAGUCCGGGGACGGCCUGAGGGUGCUGCCUUGCGGUCAUCGCUUCCACGUCGAGUGCGUGGACAAGUGGCUCAGGAGCCAGAGCCUGCGGUGUCCGCUAUGCAACCACGACGCGACGAAGUUGUUCAGGCAGGGCCUCCGGGCGUGA
Molecule: messenger RNA, 519 nt
Organism: Micromonas commoda
Lineage: Eukaryota; Viridiplantae; Chlorophyta; Mamiellophyceae; Mamiellales; Mamiellaceae
Exons: 1
Coding region: 1-519 (172 amino acids)
Molecular function (GO): zinc ion binding
Source: RefSeq, a predicted model, not a curated record